Messenger RNA from Miscanthus lutarioriparius, 729 nucleotides. The record is from the annotation of a GenBank genome assembly. Lineage: Eukaryota; Viridiplantae; Streptophyta; Magnoliopsida; Poales; Poaceae.
AUGGCGGCGGCGAGACGGGCCUGGGAGGCGGCGGCGGCGGUGCUGGCCCGGGUGGCAGCGUCGAUGGUGCGGGCCCGGAAGGGCUUAUGGGCGCCAGCUCCAGGGAGGACGAGGCCGCCGCGGCGGCUGUCAUCCACGACCCUGCGCUCGGCGUUGCGGGCUCAGGAGGCCGCACGUGCUGCCGGCUCCGAGGAGGACGAGGCCGCAACGGCGGCCGCCGACAACGACUAUGCACUCGCUGCGUCGCGCAGCCACUUCGAGGCGAGGAGCCGAGGACCAGAGCGAGCACCUCGACUGUCUCUGCAACAUCCUUGGUUGCGACCCCAAGGAGCAUGGUGCGGUGAUGGCCGGCCCCGCAACAUCCUCGCCUACAACCCCAAGACUGCUGGGUUCUUAGUUGCAUCAGAUGCUGCUAGAAUAGCACUUUUGAUUAGGUUAUUCAAGGCCUCUUGUUGUGUGCUCUACUCUGCUAUUCCUGCUGUAGCCCCUCCAAAACAGCACAUGGAUGCUUGGUUCAGGCUGCCAGGGUCUGGACGGGAUGCGUCCUUGAGGUCACGCCCCUGCAGGUUGGAGCAGCGCUUGCCUGCCUCCACCAUUCAGUGCUGGGGCUACUUCCUCCACUGCUCCCCUUUCAUUAAGAACUACUGGAGCUACUUCCUCCAUGGCUACUUCCUCCAUGAGAACUGCAGGAUAUCUGCUACUCUUACAACAUAUUUCUGUUGUGUCUGA